Molecule: messenger RNA, 3267 nt
Organism: Asterias rubens (European starfish)
Lineage: Eukaryota; Metazoa; Echinodermata; Asteroidea; Forcipulatida; Asteriidae
Product: ubiquitin carboxyl-terminal hydrolase 12-B-like
Exons: 11
Coding region: 84-1178 (364 amino acids)
Biological process (GO): protein deubiquitination
Cellular component (GO): cytosol; nucleus
Molecular function (GO): cysteine-type endopeptidase activity; cysteine-type deubiquitinase activity
Source: RefSeq, a predicted model, not a curated record
CCAAAGUUGACAUGAUGAGAUUGCGCGAGUGGAAAACUACGAUCCUGUAAUGUUGUCGUCGGGUUUUUUAUCCCAUUUUUAAGAUGGGAGCAAAUGCAUCUGCUUUGGAGAAAGAGAUUGGAUCAGACCAGUUUCCUCCCAAUGAGCAUUACUUUGGAUUAGUCAAUUUUGGGAACACCUGCUACUGUAAUUCCGUUCUUCAAGCGUUGUAUUUCUGCAAGCCCUUCCGGGACAAGGUACUCGGCUACAAGGCCCAGCCGAAGAAGAAGGAGAACCUACUGACGUGCCUCAGCGACCUCUUCAAUAACAUCACCACACAGAAGAAGAAAGUGGGCGUCAUCGCACCCAAGAAGUUCAUCGGGAGGCUGCGCAAGGAAAAUGAGGUGUUUGAUAACUACAUGCAGCAGGAUGCCCAUGAGUUCCUCAUCUAUCUACUCAAUACAAUAGCGGAUAUCCUGCAAGCGGAGAGAACAGCAGACAAGCAAGGUAGUAAACCAAACAGUAAAGCCAGUACGCCAAACGGUUCGUUAAGCAACAACAACGACUAUCAUCACCACAAGACGGAACCAACAUGGAUCCAUGAAAUCUUUCAGGGUACCCUCACCAACGAGACCAGAUGCCUCUGCUGUGAAGGGGUGAGCAGCAAAGAUGAGGAUUUCCUGGACCUGUCAGUUGAUGUGGAACAAAAUACUUCAAUCACCCACUGUCUAAGAGGUUUUAGUAACACCGAGACGUUAUGCCAUGAGUGUAAAUAUUACUGUGAAACGUGUUGCAGCAAACAAGAAGCGCAAAAAAGAAUGCAAGUAAAGAAAUUGCCUCAGAUUCUAGCCUUACACCUCAAGCGCUUCAAGUACAUGGAGCAGGUUCACCGCUACACAAAGCUAUCCUACCGCGUUGUAUUCCCGCUGGAGCUGAGACUAAUGAACACAUCUGACGAUGCGACGAGUCCGGACAAGCUCUAUGACUUGGUUUCUGUUGUCAUCCACUGUGGAAGUGGACCAAACAGAGGUCAUUAUAUCACCAUCGUCAAAAGUCACGGGUUCUGGUUACUGUUUGAUGAUGACCUUGUAGAUAAAAUUGAUGUUUCAAACAUCGAGGAGUUCUACGGACUUGCAACCGAGGUCCAAAAGACGUCAGAUUCUGGCUACAUUCUCUUCUAUCAGGCAAGGGACUUAUAAGCCGAAGUCGUUUGGGGGGAGGGAAGGGCAGGAGUUGUAAACUAUCCAUAAUUACUUUUUAGUCAACAUGCUGCAAUGGUUUGUGAAUGGUCUGCGAGGAUUGUAAAUUGGGAGAGGGAAGUUGUGUCUUGGUUUAAGUGAGUUUAUACUUGGUAAAGAAAUCUUCAACAUUUCAAUGGCUAAGGGUUGUCCGAUGCAUUCAACUAGUUCCUUGUGUUUGUGGAAAUGUGUCUUCACCUUGUGUCUUCAUGAAUUUCAUUUAUCUGGUUUACACACGAAAAUGUGCUUAGCAUGGAAACACCUUGCUUAGUAGAAAUGGGUUACCGGCUAAAAUGAUGUGUACUAGACAUACAUGUAGUUGUAACUGGUUCCCUAUACAUUUUUAUUUUUAUUUUUUCGUUUUGGUAUUUUGGGGGGUCAUCAGUCCACCGCAGAUGAUGAACAGGAGUUUAUUCAUACAUGAUGGCCCAAAAUACCAGCUGGGCCACGAGCAAGAGUCCAGUCCUUUUAACUUUGGGCAAGUAACAUCACAACCAAACAAGUCCUAAAAAUGAGUGUUUUUUUUACCCAAACCAGUAUAUUUGAAGCCUUCGCCAAAAUAUUCUCAUCUUUUCAAUCCCAAACCUCCAUCCUAAAAUGUCGGGAAAUAUAUAUAACAUCAAGUAAAAAAAUCACAAGGGAAACUAACUGGGUAAAUUUACGUUGCAGGGAAAGUUAAUCGCAAUCUCAGACUUGAAAUCAAGAGUUAUAGCAUACAUGUAUGAUAGCCAGUAGAGGCAAACAGAGCUCUGCAUGACUGAUGCAGACCAAAGUAAAGGCAAUCUUAAGACUUGAAAUCAAGUCUAGAAAUGAACUUGACUACAUAUGAGCUGACUAAAGCAACAAGCACCCUCAUGCAUGGGUUUUGAGCUAGGAUUUGGUGAAAGGGUGUCUAAGUUUGCUGGAAAUAAAAAGAAAUGGGUGUUCAAAUUGUUCACUUGUAAUACGUUUACAUGUACAGAUAAAACAGGGUGUCCAAACUUACAACAGGGUUUCCAAAAGACACCAGACACCCUAUUGGCUAACACUAAGCCCUCCUGAAUUUGAAUAUCGGUUGAUUAAAUUAUCACAAAUUUAACUCAGUAAGCAUUAAAGCAAUUACCAUCAGCAAGGUUGUAGUUUGCAAACAGCACAUAAGUUGUAUCUUUCAAAAAAAGGAACAAAAAAAACGAAAGUAUUUUUCUAAAAAAGGCAACAUUCUUAUUUUGUAAUGAUUUUAGAAAAGUCGAAAAGAGUUGCCAAAAGUAGCAUAUGUAAUGAAUAAGUAUAGAGAUUAUUUCAAUAAUUUGUACAUAAAUAUCUGAGAGAUGUUGAUAAUUUUUGUAUAUGUAAAGCAGAUUUUAGUGUCAUGGUGGUAACGUGUGGUUGAGUGUGGUAAGAAAAAAAAGUAACCAAUUUUAUUUUAACAGUAAUCUGUGAGUUUUUUUAUUUUAAUUUGUUCCCCUUCAGAUGUGGAAAUGUGAUGUUUCUUUUUGGUUUUAAGGUUAACGCUUAGUGCGUUUAAUACUUGUUAUUUUUUCUUGUUUGUUUAAACAAUGCAUUUGUAGCCAGCCCAGGGGCUAAAUUGCUACAAACUUUACAAUUUAAAAACACUACAAUGUACAUUAUAUAACUUCUGUAAAAAUAGUUACUGAUUUGCACAUGAAACUAAAAUAUAACUAGAAAACCAAAACAUUGCUAAAAAGAGAAAAUUUAUACUUGGUUCAAAAUACUGACACAAAAAUUUAGGUAUCAGACUAUGUUUGUUUUUGUGGGAAAGAUUGUUAAUGUUUCAUAAGUUCAUACUGCAAACUAAAACCUCUUUGUUUGGGUAACCACAGACCGAACAUAUCAAAAUCGUUCAGCUUUGGUGCAAAGAUCUUUUCUGUGUCAAUGACGUAACAUCUUGUGCUAAAUGCAUUAGGACGUGGCGAUCCAGUCUUAGCCGUAGCCGAGGCUGCCAGUUCAGACACAACCCUAAGUUUAAGAAAACAUCUGCCUCUAGCUACCGGGCAAUCUCGGUAGUCUCGUUGGUAAGACACUGCUCUAUUGCAAGGGUCAUGGGUUCGAA